CUACUCUAUCGCAGCGAAGAAGAGCUUUCGGCGCCUGCCGUGGGUGAACUCGAGACCAAGUUGGCCGAACCUCGUGCUGUGAGCAGCCCUGUGGCAACCAUAUCUGCCGAGAACCCACAACCUUUGAUCAAGCCACCGACGAGCGAUGUGGCCAGCGACGCCGAUACCGCGCCCGUUGCCGUCACACCCACAACGUUGAUCGCAUCGACAGUGUCUCCG
Messenger RNA from Saprolegnia diclina VS20, 219 nucleotides. RefSeq lists its product as hypothetical. The annotation marks the transcript as partial. The record is from RefSeq and is a predicted model, not a curated record. Lineage: Eukaryota; Oomycota; Saprolegniomycetes; Saprolegniales; Saprolegniaceae. The transcript has 2 exons.